This is a messenger RNA of Spodoptera exigua (beet armyworm), 1068 nucleotides long. The record is from the annotation of a GenBank genome assembly. NCBI's taxonomy places the organism in Eukaryota, Metazoa, Arthropoda, Insecta, Lepidoptera, Noctuidae.
AUGUGGGAGAGCCAAGCUUCGGCACGAAUGGGUCGGCUCGACCGGAGUGAUACCACGGCCUCACAGAAUACCGGCGUGAAACAACCCAGCGUCGUGUUUCGCCGUGUUGCGAGAGAGCGUCAGACUCUUACUGACUUCAAACCACCUUGUUCCUUCUACUGCUCAAAACGGAGAUCGAUGUUCAUUAUUGCACUUUCACUCGUAACGCACCUGGACAUCGGUCCUAUUGGGCCCCAUUGGUGGUGGUCCAAUGGGUCUUUAAGGCGCACAUGGAACGCAACGCGUGGUAUUUGUAAUGAUGAAGGCAGAAGCGACGUAAAGGUUGUACAUUGUGGAAUUAAUAAUAAUAUAAAAAAAUAUGAAAAUUGUAUUUUUGUGAUUCGUGCAAGGCGUUUGAUCAAAGAUGACGCUAUCACCUAUAGCGAGACAAUAGCUGGAUCUACUCAUUUAGCAGCAUUGUCGGCUGGAGGUGUCAUUGCUUACCCAAGUGUACUGUUGGAACAACUGAAAUACAAUGAGACAAUGAUCAAAAUUGAUUUACACAAAGGAUCUUGGAUUGGAUCCGUCCACGGCAUCGCAGGAUUACCAAGCGUCUUCCUCCCUUUCAUCAUGCAAAAUCAGGGAAGAAGAUUUGCCUUCAUUUUAAGCUGCAUCUUCAUCAUGUCUGGCUGGAUCAUAACUAAUCUAGCACAAAACAUCGCGACUUUAAUCAUUGGUGAAUGCUUCCAUGGCUUAGGCACCAAUUGUCUUAUUACAACAACUUUUUUAAGUAUCACCGAGAUGGUUUCUCCUGUGUACAGAAACUCCUGUCUCUUACUCUACGGCGCUGUUCAAGCUUUUGGAAUAUCUUCAGCAGGUAUUCUGGGCAGAUAUCUUCAUUGGAAGACUAUAGGAAUCAUAAUGGGCUCUCCAGUUCUUGUAGCACUUCUAAUCGGUUUUGCUUGGCCAGAAUCACCUUCUUGUUCGGCAAACGAGCAGGCGGAUUACCUGGUGGUAAGCAAUCAGCGCCGUCCAUGGACACCCGUAACGGACGAGUUACGAUUGCGUUGCCGACCUUUUCGGGAUUAG